UCUCUUCCCCCCACUGUCUCUAGUUUCACAGUAGUUGUGAUGUUAGCCUGUUUUCUUGGACGCUCCUAGCUCUUCUUCCACCGCUGUGGUAAUUGCCUGAAGCCCCCCCUCAGGAAACCAUGGCCGAUGAGGCCUCGGGAUCCCCCCAGUCGUCCCAGCAUGACGAGGUGCUCCAGCAGCAAGUGGCGGCUCUGGAGCAGGAGAGGGCUGAAUUCAUCAAGCUCAAGCAACAACUGGAGGCUGAAUUCAACCAGAAGCGGGCCAAGUUCAAAGAGCUCUACCUUUCCAAAGAAGAGGAGCUCAAGAGGCAGACAGCAGCGCUGGAGGGAGCCCAGACUGAGCUGAGCUCCGUGCAGGACCAGCUGUCUCAGGCCCAGGCUGAGAUCGAGACCAUUAAAGCGGUGGCCACUGUAUCGGAAAACACCAAACAGGAAGCUAUCGACCAGGUCCGCAGCCAGUGGCAGGAGGAAGUGGCCUCGCUGCAGGCCAUCAUGAAAGACACUGUGUGUGAGUAUGAAGUCCAGUUCCACCAGCGCCUGGACCAGGAGCGAGCCCAGUGGAACCAGUACCGUGAGGCGAUGGAGAGGGAACUGGGCGACCUGAGACGGCGGCUCACUGAGGGUCAGGAGGAGGAGAACCUGGAAAAUGAAAUGAAGAAAGCUCAGGAGGAUGCGGAGAAGCUGCGAUCAGUGGUGAUGCCCAUGGAGCAGGAGAUUGCAGCCCUGAAGGCCAAGCUGACCACAGCUGAGGACAGGGUGAAGGAGCUGGAGGCCUCCAAGGUGAAGGAGCUGAAUCACGUUUUGGAGGCAGAGAAGUCGUGUCGCACGGACCUGGAGAUGUACGUGGCCGUGUUGAACACUCAGAAGUCCGUCCUGCAGGAGGAUGCUGAGAAACUUAGGAAAGAGCUUCAUGAGGUCUGUCACAAGCUGGAGUUGGAGCGGCAACAGCACAACCAGUUAAAGUAUACGUGGCAGCGAGCCAACGACCAGUUCCUGGAGUCCCAGCGCCUUCUCAUGAGGGACAUGCAGAGGAUAGAGAGCGUCCUGUCCUCAGAGCAGCUCCGCCAGGUGGAGGAGAUAAAGAAGAAAGACCAGGAGGAGGAUGAAAAAGAGCGGCUGAGCCAAGUGAAGGACCUGCAGGAGGAGGACGGAGGAGACAACACCGAGCCGCUGGAGGACUUAUUCCUUGGGCUGAGCGUAGAGGAGCCUCAUGCCAACCACAGCGCCCGUGGCUCUAUGCACUCCUUAGACACUGAUGUAGUGACCGGAGGUCCCACAGACCCCUACAAGGACAACCUGCGGAGAGUCCAGUCUACAGACAGUCUUGGUUCCUCACUGUCCGCCCAGCAGGGGCUUGGCGGUCACAACCACAAGGCCAAGUCAGCCAGCAACCUGGACGAGUCGGACUUUGGGCCCCUUGUGGGGGCCGACUGUGGGGUGACAGAUGGUAGUUUCGGUGAGACUUCCUCCGUCAGCUCCAUUAAGCUGACAGCAAGUCACUUCCUGUUGACUAAAGACCAGGAGAAGGCGAUCAAAGCCAUGACGCCUGAGCAGGAGGAGACGGCGUCUCUGCUGUCCAGCAUCUCUAACGCCCCCGACACUGCCUUCCUACCGCCUACAGGGUACCGGCUCGUCAGCGACACCGAGUGGAACCUGCUGCAGCAAGAGGUGAAAAACGCCGGCAGGAAGCUCGGCCGGCGCUGCGAUAUGUGCUCAAACUAUGAGAAGCAGCUGCAGGCCAUUCAAGGCCAGGAGGCUGAGACACGAGACCAGGUGAAGAAGCUGCAGGUCAUGCUCCGUCAGGCCAAUGAUCAGCUGGAGAGGACGAUGACCGAGAAACAAAAUCUGGAAGAUUCGGUCAAAGCAGUGAAUGAGGAAACCACUGCUAAGGUGUCUGCCCUCAUACAGAGGGUCCAGGAGUCGGAAACACUGCUCAGCACACUACAGCAGGCCUUCAGUGACGCUAAAAGGAACACACAGGAGCAAAUGGCGGUGCUGGUAAAGUCGAGGGAGCAGGUGGCCGACGAGCUCAGCCGACUACAAAGAGACAACGAGAGCUUGCAGGGAAAACACAGGCUGCAUGUAGAGCUGCAGCAACAAGAGGACUUCCAGAUGCCCAACACUGUGCAAGAGCUCCAAGGCCUGGUGCUGCGGUUUCGUGAGGACCUGGUGGCUUUGCGGACGUCGGCCGACCACAUGGAGGAGAAGCUGAAAGCAGAGAUCCUGUUUCUGAAGGAGCAGAUUCAGGCUGAACAGUGUCUGAAGGAGAACCUGGAGGACACUCUGCAGCUGGAGAUCGAGGGCUGUAAGGAGGAAAUAGACAUCUUGGAAGCUUCUUUCUCCAGCCUGAAGACGGAGCUGGAGAGAAUAAAAACGGAGAAGGAGCAGCUGCAGAGGAGUCUGGCCGAGAGGACCGAGACACUGGAGAGCAUCCAGGGCCUGAGGAUCACCCUGGAGCAGCAGCUCAGAGAGCUCACUACUGCAAAGAGUGCACUAGAAAGUCAGGUCCUGGAUGAAAGAGACAAAGCCCAGCGGCUGCAGACGGAGCUGGAUGUCAGUGAGCAGGUUCAAAAGGACUUUGUCAAACUUUCUCAGACACUUCAGGUUCAGCUGGAGCGGAUACGACAGGCGGACUCCUUGGAUCGGAUCAAAGUAAUUCUCAAUGACACCAACUUGACUGACAUCAACCAACUUCCAGAGACAUGAUGCCUCUGAAUGAAGACUGGCUUCAGUUUCAUUCCCUUCUUUCUUUAUCACUGACCCAGUAACAUCAUUAUCCCACCCCUUCCUCCUCCCCAUAACCACCUCGGAAGAGUUUGGAAGCACCAGGACAGGGUGUGACACGAGGAGCUCGUGGCCUUUUGCAUACAUUAAAAAGUUUGUGAAGACUCGUUGGACAAAAGAUCGAAGAACACUACUAGAAAAAUGUAAAUAAGUAAAUGUCUGUGGAUGGAGGGAGUGGAAGCCCCUCACCCCGUGGGUCUGUGUCUUGUUUCUACUGUAGAUACGACUGUCUUAGCUCAACCAAAAAAUGGUUUGUUGUCCUCUUGAGGACUUUUCAUCUGCCACCUCUCUUCUCUUUCCAGGUAGAAAUUUCUCCCUGUUUUCACAGCGGUUGAUAAUCGCUUCCUUACUCCACUUGCUUGUUCUUUCCAUGUUUUUUUCUUUUUUUUUCGUACCCCUGUGAUCUUUUUCUGACAUUUCCCCACUGUGUUCUGGUGUUUUAACCCGUGCAACCUGUCACAAAGACACAAUGAAGGAAGGAGAACACUUGCACAUAAAUGAACUGGGAUUAAAAAAAAAGGAAUAUAAAGCAAUGUAAGCAAUACUCUCAUUUCUUUAAUGUCCUCAGCUGCAUUUUGUUUUGGUGUUGCUCUCAGUCUCAACCUUUUCUUUGUUAAACUGUACAAGUACAACAUGGAAACACUGGGCAUGUUGGAAGUUGUGGGUUUUAUUUCUUUUAAAAACACUAGUUGAUCCAGUUUAAGUGAGACGGAAGGACGAGGUGUCAGAAUAAAAACAGUACAUGAAAAAUGGAUUUUAAUGCACCUUUUGCUCCUGUUGAUGUGUUUUCUUUCUGAAUUAGCUUCGGACAGACUUUCCUAAUGUAAUUUUGAAUAUCUUAGUGGGCAACUUUUAGAUUAUAUUGGAAGAGCACAAAAGCCCCCCUAAAGAGAGAAAAGUCUCUGGCUGAAACAUUCAUUGCUACAUGAUCUUCUGUUAUCCGUGAAUUCAUUUGUUUCUGCUCAAUUUCUGUUUGAUACAUGAUGGGGAAAAUAUUUAGAGGACAGGAUAUAGAUCACUGCGGAGGCUUUGAAGCUGUGGAUCAGGAGCAUGUGACCAAAUCAGCCAGUAUGCAGAAAAAUCCGAGAUCUGAUCUUAAUGUGAACUUUGCAUAAGAAAUGCCCAGCUGUGCAAAGGUGAGAGCAUGUGCUUCAGCUUGAUUCAUUCAACUAUUUGAGCUUUUAUUAAAUAUUUAAGUGCAACAUUUGUACUGUUUUCCUGCAGACAGUCUUAAAAUGCCUCCAUCUUUUCCCUCAGAUUUAACUUUGGGAGGGGACCUUUAACCUUUGUUUUCCAAAGUAAGGAAUCUGUCACUCUGGAGCAGGUUAUGACAUGUAGACCUGCCUCUGAUUUCGGUAAACGAGGACUGGUUUUCUUUACAAACUGGGUUCUUUCUGUCCUUUUCUGUGGCUUCUCAUGAUCUCUUUGUCUUUCUCUGAUAAAUCACACAAGAGUCUCAAACCUAAGAACUGCGUUUUCUAACAUCCAUGUUUUAUCCAGGCUGUUUAAACGUGAGAAGCAGCUGUAUGACGUGUUGGACCAGGCUGCUCGUUGGUGGGAUUAAUCAGUGAAAAGAGAGUUGUAUGGAUCGUGAUUCUUCAUCAUUACAUGCAUGUUUUUUUGUUUUCUUUUUCUUGGGGUAUUUAUUGAUAUUUUGAAGUAUUGAUAUGAGUCAAAAUUUGGUCACAAAUGAGAAACAAUUUGAGAAACUGUUUAGGAUAUAAUGUUUUAUUUUGGUUUCCACUCAGUUUUAAGGCUGUAAAAACCAGAAAUGAAUCUUUUUUUUUCCUCUGAGAGAUUUUGACGAGAAUCUCUGAGGCUGGUUGAGUAGAAUAACUUCUCAGAUAAAGGUGGUGGGGGUCUCGUCUCUGCAGUUUGCAUUACAGUUGCAUUGUUUGCUUUCAGGAUGUUUUUUCUGUUUUGUUUUUGUUGCCUGUGUUUCCUGUUUCGUAUGUUUAUACUGUAAAUAUCCUGAGUUGUAUUUAUGCCAGAUUCUUGCAGUGUUUUAUGAAACGGUGUGGGUGUGUGAGCCAGACCAUGAGUUGCACUGAGUGAAACUGAACUUACGAAGCUGCGUUGAAAAUUCGGGACGUUCUUUCUCUAAAGGCCUUAACUGCAUCGGCUUAUUUAAUGUCUACAUCAGUAAUGGUCCGUAUUGAAUCAAUUUCACUUAAUCUUCUAAAGAGACAGUUUGUUGUUGUCAUGCUUGAAAGUUUAUUUUAUUAAUGGAUUUCUUCCCUAAUGCUUUGGAUUGUUUGUUAAAAUGUACGUUAAAUCCCAGAAAUGGUUGGAGAAGAUGACCUAAAAGCUCACACUGUGCUUCCUGCUGCUUAGUUUUUAACAUAAUUAUGAAUUCAUGACAAACUGCACUCAGAUCCUAAAUUUAUUUGUAAAAUAUUGGGUGUAAUUACUUGUUUUAGAGAAGAAUGAUAGGUGGAAAGAUGUUCUUUUUCCUUCUUAAGACACGCUGACUGCCGUCUCUUCAACCUUUGUAACAUCCAUACAUGAAUAUUCACCUCAUCAUUUAAAUUAGUUACGAAUUCAGAAAAAUGUGGACUAGACCUUUUUUAAAUGUUUUCCUAUUUGGGUUUGGUUUACAGCUAAAAACUGGACAGUUUGAGCUGAUGGUAAACAUUUGUAAUUCCACUUUUAUUGAUACCAAUCGAAGCAUCGUGAUCAGACGUCACUUCUGUGUCUGAUGGACUCUAAAGCUAAGAGAAGAGACAAAUGUGUUUCAUAGAAGAUAAUUGUCUUACAAUCUUGGGGGCAUGAUGAUUAGUUGAUGUAAUUUUACUCAUGAAAGAGUGGCAUGAGCAAGAAGCUGGAUGAUGAAUACCAUGACAUUUAAACAGUACUGACUAUAAAGGACUGCUCACUGAA
Molecule: messenger RNA, 5663 nt
Organism: Melanotaenia boesemani (Boeseman's rainbowfish)
Lineage: Eukaryota; Metazoa; Chordata; Actinopteri; Atheriniformes; Melanotaeniidae
Gene: rabep1
Product: rabaptin, RAB GTPase binding effector protein 1
Exons: 19
Coding region: 120-2705 (861 amino acids)
Biological process (GO): endocytosis
Cellular component (GO): intracellular membrane-bounded organelle
Molecular function (GO): growth factor activity; GTPase activator activity
Source: RefSeq, a predicted model, not a curated record